Messenger RNA from Hyaloscypha bicolor E, 1729 nucleotides. Its product is annotated as glucose-6-phosphate dehydrogenase. Gene Ontology annotation, molecular function: glucose-6-phosphate dehydrogenase activity; NADP binding. The transcript has 6 exons. NCBI's taxonomy places the organism in Eukaryota, Fungi, Ascomycota, Leotiomycetes, Helotiales, Hyaloscyphaceae. Bases 89 to 1624 code for a protein of 511 amino acids. Gene Ontology annotation, cellular component: cytosol. The record is from RefSeq and is a predicted model, not a curated record. Gene Ontology annotation, biological process: pentose-phosphate shunt, oxidative branch; glucose metabolic process.
UGACACAACCAAACUCUCGCCCCUCUUCUCGAAUUCCAGAUCGUCUCCUCCUUCACUUGCUUCGAUUCCACCUUGCUGAGCUCUCGACAUGGCGGACACCAUGAUCAAGCCCGAGGAGGGCCACCAUGCUGGGAACAUCGAGUUGAAGGAGAACACCGUGAUUGUCGUUCUCGGAGCCUCUGGAGAUCUUGCAAAAAAGAAGACCUUCCCAGCUCUGUUCGGCCUCUACCGUAACCAAUUCCUGCCAAAAGAUAUUAAGAUCAUCGGAUAUGCGCGAACAAAGAUGGACCAUGAGGAGUACCUCAAGCGGGUCAAAUCAUACAUCAAGACUCCGACGAAGGAUAUGGAGCAGCAGCUUUCGGACUUUUGCAGUGCCUGCUCAUACGUGUCUGGACAAUAUGACAAGGAUGAGUCCUUUGUUGAAUUGAACGAGCACUUGAACGAGCUUGAGAAGGGACGCAAGGAACAUAACCGUGUCUUCUAUAUGGCAUUACCACCCAGCGUCUUCACCACUGUCUCUCAACACCUAAAGAAGAACUGCUACCCAAAGACUGGAAUUGCUAGAAUUAUCGUUGAGAAGCCGUUCGGAAAAGAUCUGGCCAGCUCUAGAGAGCUACAGAAGGCACUGGAACCCAACUGGCACGAGGAGGAGAUCUUCCGUAUUGAUCACUACCUAGGCAAGGAAAUGGUCAAGAAUAUUUUGAUUCUGCGAUUUGGUAAUGAGUUCUUUGGGGCCACUUGGAACCGAAAUCACAUCGACAAUGUCCAGAUCUCCUUCAAGGAGCCUUUCGGAACCGAGGGACGUGGCGGGUACUUUGACGAGUUUGGCAUCAUUCGAGAUGUCAUGCAAAACCACCUACUCCAAGUUUUGACUCUUCUUGCAAUGGAGAGACCUAUCUCCUUUUCAGCCGAGGACGUCAGAGACGAGAAGGUUCGCGUGCUCCGAGGUAUUCCAGCCAUUGAGCCUAAGAACGUCAUCAUUGGCCAGUAUGGCAAGUCGUUAGACGGAAGCAAGCCAUCAUACAAGGAAGAUGACACAGUUCCCAAGGACUCAAGAUGUCCUACUUUCUGUGCGAUGGUAGCUUUCAUCAAGAACGAGCGCUGGGACGGUGUGCCAUUCAUCUUGAAGGCAGGGAAGGCAUUGAACGAGCAAAAGACCGAAAUUCGAAUCCAGUUCAAGGACGUCACUUCCGGUAUCUUCAAGGACAUUCCACGAAAUGAGCUUGUUAUGCGGAUCCAACCCAACGAGAGUGUCUACAUUAAGAUGAACUCCAAGCUUCCUGGCCUUAGCAUGCAAACCGUGGUCACCGAACUCGACUUGACCUACCGACGACGAUUCUCCGACCUCAAGAUUCCCGAGGCAUACGAAUCACUCAUUCUCGAUGCACUCAAGGGUGAUCACUCCAACUUCGUCCGUGACGAUGAGCUUGACGCUAGCUGGAGAAUCUUCACCCCGCUGCUGCAUUACUUGGAUGACAACAAGGAGAUCAUCCCAAUGGAGUACCCUUAUGGCUCGCGUGGACCUGCUGUUCUUGAUGACUUCACCUCUUCUUACGGGUACAAAUUCAGCGAUGCUGCCGGAUACCAAUGGCCAACGACUCAAACGCAGCCAAACAAGUUGUAAGUAUCAUCUAAUCUGAGUUUGGCAGGCGAAAGGAUAGAUAGACAGAAUUGAUGUUAAGUUUGGAUUCUCUCACAGCUGAUUGAUGAUGGGUUCAACUACUCCGGG